Messenger RNA from Cooperia oncophora, 3273 nucleotides. NCBI's taxonomy places the organism in Eukaryota, Metazoa, Nematoda, Chromadorea, Rhabditida, Trichostrongylidae. The record is from the annotation of a GenBank genome assembly.
AUGUCGCAGUCUCAUCCUCUAUAUGGGAACGAAGAGGCAUUAUUGCACCUUACGCGACUGUCGUACGAAUUCCAGAUGGAGCAGGCAAAAGUCAGAAUCUUCUAUCUCAUCAAUAAGAAGCGCACCGAGCGAUUUGUGGACUUCAACAAUCAAGCAUGGCCACGGAAACGAGGCUCGGAUUCAAAAAAGUACUUCGUUGUCGGCAGCUCGCAGCAGGAGAAUCUGCACAUUGAUUUCAACUUCUACGACAUCGGUGAAAAAACAGCUAAGUGCUCACGCUUUAUCAAUUGGCCUGAUUGCAAUAAACCCGGAUUAGAGCAGGCUUGUGAGAAGCGCAUAACCCACUUCUUCCAAAAGCAAGCACAUACCCAUCACAAUGAGCCACAGUAUCAAACAAUUUUCUUGCUGCUUCACUUUCCAUCCAGAGAAGAUCACAGCACUUUCGUGGAGGAAUUCAGUUAUAUUAAAACCACUGACACUGGGAAUACCGUUUACAGGAGCCACAAGAGGCAUGUAUCCCUUUCCAAUCAAGCUUGGCUGUCAAGCAGGAUUAAAAGUUUUGUCGUUUUCGCUCCUUCUCGGGACGGAAUCACAUCUAUGGAAAGGGUAUCCACUCUGCUCCCGAGUCACCCUCCCUUCUACAUCAUUCCUCGUGACUCGCUGGACGAAUGCACUUCUGUUUCUUAUUGUGCCCCCGGUUGGGCGCUUACAGCAUCCUCUCCUGGUGCAAUUAACUACUGCAGCGGCCUGAACUUCCUGUACAGUUUGACGAAAGUAGAGUCUACAGUAACGCAGCAGCCAUGUACGAUGGGUGAUACCAAUGUGAGGACAAGGUCAUGUAGCCCCUCACAAGACAACCGCCAAAGUGUGAUGCCUGCUAUGGAGUCAAUAGAUUUGAGCGACACAGAAGAAACGUACACUCGUGACGAAACAACAGCAAAGAGUAAACAUUGCUGCAUUCAAGUCAAAGAUUUGGAAAAUACUAUCAGUGUAUUACAUGCGCAACAUGAAAGUAUGCAACAGGAACUCCAGUUGAUAUGGGAAGACCUACUAGCAAAAAACUCUUUGAUUGAUGAAGCGCUGAAUCUGGUAGGCGAUAAUGAGAAAAGAAGGUUCGGCUUGUACAGAAGUAGAGAAGACCUGGCAAGUUUAAAGCGAGAGCUUCGGCACAUGACGAUCGACGGAAGAUCGCCGUCUACGAGGCAGAUAAAUACGAUAGCAGCCUAUCCCUGGCUCUCUUAUUACAGAAAUUCUAGUGAACCUGAAGGCGAUUUCAUUCGCUGCAGACUUUGCAACGCGGGAGCAGAGACCGACAAGUACGAUCCUGAAGAAGACCACAGUAAUUGUGCCACUACCCACCACGAAAGAGGGAAAGUGAAAAAGAACCUGCUGGGGAGGGGUUCUGUGAUGUGCAUCCAAAGAUUUCACGGACACGAGUCAUCGAAAAAAACUGGCAUAGACCUCCUCAUCGCUAGAUUGAAAUCUCAUGAGGCUUCUGUCGAACACGCGUACCAAGAAAAAGAAUUCGUUAGUUCGAUGACUGCAGUACAAUCCAGCGGCUUUAGAGAUGUUGAAGCGACCAUGUCAUCUACGCUCACGGCGUAUACCAUUGCUAAAGAGGGGCUGGCAUUCAUGAAGCAGUUUCCCUUAUUGCUACUGUGUCUGCGCUCAGGAACGACGCCCACUACAGCACACUACGACUCCAGUUCGGCUAAGAAGAUGAUAGACACCUUCGCGGAGCACAUGAAGUAUGACGUCCUGAAGUACGUAAUUGGCAACGAUUUGCCGUUCUCCUUGCUCGCCGAUGGAUCUUCGAAUGACGGAGUCAAGUGGAUUGUUUUUCUGAUUCGCACAGUGUCCCCUAUGAACCGUCCAAUUACAUUCCAUCUAGCUCUAGUCGAGGUCGUAAGCGAGAGAGCAGAUGACAUUGUCAACGCACUCACGAGCACUCUUGGAGGAACUAGCUCCAUGGGCGGAGAUUCCUGGUCUGAGAGAAACACCUUACAACUUCUUCAUGAACCGAAUGGUAGCAUUGUCUUCCGAUGGUGCCUCCGUUAUGAGCGGAGAACCAGAGAGGACUUCCUUCUUUCAAUAUGUGCUGCCCACAGGCUGAAUUUGGCGGUGAAGGCACAAGAUAAUGUCGCCUUCAAUCUCACAAUAGCGGUUGUGAUCGAAAUGCAUCACUUAUUUGGCUCCACACUCGGAACACGAGGCCGUGCAUACGAUGGUCAGCGAGUCUGCAGAAUUCUCUGUCGAAGAUUCUCCGUGUAUACCCCGUCCUCAUUCCAUGCUCUAGGUAGACUAGCCACCGACACUUCCGCAUCUCCGAAUAUAAAGCAGCGUGCUGAAGCAGCGGCAUUUGCUCUGGAGGAUGGUCGCACCUUCAUCAUCUUACACCAUGUCAAUGCAACGCUAAGUCAUUUCGCUAAAUUUUCGGAAGCUCUGCAAGACGAUGAAGCUCUCCUGAUUGACUUCCUAUCUCGCUGGAAGCAUUUCGACUCUUUGCUCAGUCAUAACUCCAUAAAGGAGGCAGUGUAUGAUUAUCUCGCUCACAGUGGCUUACUUUUAAUGGCUGACGCUCACCAGAGCAAAUAUGAGAAUGCGGAUACCAUGUUCUUGAAAAAUUACUACCCUUCUCAAUCUCACUUAUACUACAAUGGCAUAAACUACUACCACAUGAGUAUUCUCGCCUUCAAUCCUCGCAAAUUCCCUGACUUCAGCGCAGAAAAAGUGCAACGCCGUAGUGCACAAGAUGAUCCACUGAGCGAGCAGAGUUUCAGAGAUCUUGCCAUCCCUCACUCACAGAGUGACAAACAUUUUCACAAAAAUGAACUACAAUCAGUGUGGAAGGAUCCCACCAUAUCCGAUGCAUUCAUACUAGGAAGGGUUUACCGACAGAUGGCGACUACAGAUCAAGCAAUCGUUCACAUCGAUCGGUUCUACGCCGAUAUUCGAGCAAAGUUUCGACGAUAUAUGUAUCUCAGCAGGCUUCCAACAGAACCUUUGUUUGAAUUUCCUUACGCCUUGGAUAGGCACAUCAUUCUAGAUAUCAUAGAGUGCAACGGCAAUACAAUGCAUUCCACAAAUGUGAUCUGCCAACUGUUCGUCCAGCAGAUAGAGGCUACCCUAUUAUAUGGACGAGGAUGGGAAUGUGGACAAGCCUCGUCGCAAGGACGCAAUCCUAUUAUCAAUGUAUUCCUUGCAAAAAUAUUGUCCCUUAAUCGGAACGCGCUCUAUCUCCGAAACAGUAACACAUUUCCACAACUUCUAUGA